AACCAACCCGCUGCUCACACUCGCCUGACAGAAGCCGAGCUGAGAACAUCAUCCGCUUUGAGCGCACGGACACACUGAUUACAUUCACGCAGCGAGGUUGGGGGGGAAAGCGCUCUGCUGUUCGUCAUAGUUUUCAUGUAGAAAUUGCAUUUUUUCCCUCUCUCUUUCUCUCUUGCCUCCUCCCAUCUACCAGCCAGUAAUUUCCUGUUUUGUGGUCACUUUUUGAGAAGAAGGGCUCAGUGUGUUUCUGCGCGCAGGAAGUAUUGGCUAUGCAUCAGCCUGACGCCAAAACUCAACCGCGCGUUGCGGAGUUGAUUAAAACAGAGGCGCUCGGAUCAGAUGGCUGUGCUUCACACCGCUCAAACGACUAAAUGUUAUACGACCCGACUCAAAGGAGAGGAAUUUGUUAUGCUUUUAAUCUCACUGCGUUUUUGCAGGAAGAUAAUUUGGGAAUGCGCGCUGCUUGUAAAAAGUAAGGAGUAACAGUUUUUUUUUUUUUUUUUAAACAACUUUUCCUUUCUUGAAGUGCACUUGGAGGGAGAAAGCAGAAAUGAUUCGAUUGCUUUUUCUGGUCUCCAUCCUGGAUGGAGCGCUCUCUCAGCUCCGUUACUCGGUGGCAGAGGAACAGGAGCCCGGCACCGUGGUUGGAAAUAUUGCAGAGGAUUUGGGGCUGGACAUUACCAAACUUUCCGCUCGCCAUUUUCGGACUGUGCCUAAUUCACGGACACCCUAUCUGGAAAUGAAUUUAGAAAACGGCGCACUUGUGGUGAGAGAGAAAAUUGACCGCGAAGAAAUCUGCAAGCAGACCAUCCCGUGCCUACUGCACCUGGAGGUGUUUUUGGACAACCCAUUGGAACUCUUUCGCGUCGAGAUUGAAGUGAUGGAUAUCAACGACAAUUCACCCAGGUUUCCCGAGACGGACAUUUCGGUGGAAAUAUCCGAGAGCGCCAUCCCCGGGACGCGCUUCCCAGUGGAGAACGCCUUCGACCCGGACGUGGGCGCAAAUGCUCUCAGCACAUACGCCAUCACCAAUAAUAACAAUUUUUACCUGGACGUGCAGACUCAAAGUGACGGGAACAAGUUCGCCGAGCUUGUGCUGGAGAAGCCUCUGGACAGGGAGCUGCAAGCUGUGCACCGCUACGUACUCACCGCGGUGGACGGAGGUAACCCUCAGCGCACCGGAACCGCGCUCCUCGUCGUUAAAGUUCUUGAUUCGAACGACAACGCGCCCACUUUUGACCAAUCCGUCUACUCUGUUAACUUGCGCGAAAAUUCCCCCGUGGGCACCCAAGUAAUUCAGCUCAACGCCACCGACGUCGACGAGGGGCAAAACGGGGAAAUUAUUUAUUCAUUCAGCAACCACAACACCCCCCGGAUUAAAGACUUAUUCAGCAUUGAUGCGAGAACAGGCAGAAUAGAGGUGGCCGGUGAGGUGGACUAUGAGGAGAGCAACACACACCAGAUUUACGUGCAGGCAAAAGAUUUGGGGGCGAAUGCUGUCCCCGCUCAUUGCAAAGUGCUCGUGAAACUCGUGGACGUGAACGAUAACACUCCUGAGAUUGGCUUCAGUACCGUGACCGAGUCCGUGAGCGAGGAGGAUGCCCCCGGCACCGUGAUUGCACUUUUCAGCGUCUCGGAUCGGGACUCGGGCGAGAACGGUUUAAUGAGCUGUGAGAUCCUGGGAGAUGUCCCUUUCAAGCUCAAGUCGUCUUUUAAGAACUACUACACUAUUGUGACGGACGGCCCGCUGGACCGUGAGACAACUGAGUCCUACACCAUCACGGUGGUGGCAAAAGAUAAGGGGCAGCCCGCUCUUGCCACCAGCAAGUCCAUAAAAGUGCACGUCUCUGAUGAGAAUGACAACGCGCCCCGUUUUACGCAGGUGGUUUAUGACGUGUAUGUGACCGAGAAUAAUGUGCCCGGGGCUUUCAUUCAUGCUGUGAGCGCUUUAGACCCUGAUAUUGGACAGAACGCUCUUCUUACUUACUCCAUAUUGGAGUGUGACAUACAGGGCAUGUCUGUGGACACUUAUGUUUCCAUAAAUCAGGACACCGGUUACCUUUACGCACUGCGCUCUUUCGAUUAUGAGCAGCUCAAAGAGUUCAGCUUCAUGGUCCAGGCAAAGGACACAGGAACACCUGAGCUCUUCUCGAAUGCCACUGUGAACGUGAUCAUAGUGGACCAAAACGAUAACGCCCCAACUGUCAUAGCCCCCAUUGGUAAAAAUGGCACUGCUAAGGAGCCCCUGCCACGGUCUGCUGAGCCUGGCUACCUUGUGACACGCGUCGUGGCCAUGGACGCGGACGACGGCGAGAACGCUCGGUUAUCCUACAGCAUCUCGCGUGGCAACGAGAUGGGCAUGUUUCGGAUGGACUGGAGGACGGGGGAGCUCAGGACCGCCCGCCGGAUCUCUCACAAGCGGGACUCUCAGGGCCAUUAUGACCUGCUAAUAGAAGUGAGGGACCACGGGCAGCCCCCCCUCUCUUCGUCAGCCAGCGUGAGUGUGAUAUUAGUGGACAGUGUGGUCGAAGGUCGCAGUGGAGAUCGCGGCUCUGCCUCCAAGGCAAAGGAGACCUCUCUCGACCUGACGCUCAUUCUCAUCAUAGCCCUCGGCUCGGUGUCCUUUAUCUUCCUCUUGGCCAUGAUUGUCUUGGCCGUGCGUUGCCAAAAGGACAAGAAACUCAACCUGUACACCUGCCUAUUAGCUGGUGACUGUUGCAUGUGUUGCGGCUCCUGUUGCAGCAGGCACGCUCGAGGCCGCAAGCAGAAGAAGCUGAGUAAGUCCGACAUCAUGUUGGUUCAGAGUACCAAUGUGACAUCAGGCGUUGGGCCUGUGGGGCAGGUGCCCGUGGAGGAGUCAGGAGUCGGCAGUGUCGGAGGUGGAUUUGGCUCCCAUCAUCACCAGAAUCAGAACUCCUACUGCUACCAAGUGUGUCUGACACCAGAAUCGGCCAAAACUGAUCUGAUGUUCCUGAAGCCAUGCAGCCCCUCACGAAGCACCGAUACGGACCACACCAACCCGUGUGGCGCCUUAGUUACUGGUUACAGCGACCAACAACCAGACAUCAUAUCCAACGGCAGUAUUCUUUCCAGUGAGAAUAAACACCAACGUGCGGAACUCAGCUACCUGGUGGACAGACCAAGACGUGUUAACAGUUCGGCAUUUCAAGAAGCAGACAUUGUGAGCUCCAAAGACAGUGGUCAUGGUGAUAGCGAACAAGGCGACAGUGACCAUGAUGCCACAAAUCGGGGUCAUUCUGCCGGUGCUGAUCUGUUCUCCAACUGCACAGAAGAGUGCAAAGCCCUGGGCCACUCCGACCGCUGCUGGAUGCCAUCUUUCGUCCCAUCCGAUGGACGCCAGGGGCCAGACUAUCGCAGCAACCUCCAUGUCCCCGGAAUGGAUGCCACACUGCCAGACACUGAGGUACCCUCCUCUGUCAACCUCUCCGACCAAGUCGCCUUGACAUCGUCCACCGCUUCGUCCAGCAAUAAGUCAUUCUUCACCUUUGGCAAGGAUGGUCAAAGGUCACAGUCACACAACAGCCUUCACCAUCACCUCCAUCCGCAACAGCCGCAGUACAGCUCCAGCACGCUAGAGAGGAAAGAGUAUGAUAGGGGGACCCUCCCGUACAAAUCCACAUUUUUCUGUGAGUAUCAGUAUGAUAAAUCCUUAGGACCCUUUGACUUUGGUCUGGUUCAGCACAGAUACUAAAGGAGGGGGUGCUGAAUAUGCCAUUUAUUCCUGAUCUGGACAAUAAACUUGAAUUCUCCUGUUUUUAAGGAGCUUAAAAGUGCAAGUUUAGUGUGUUAUAAUUAUAAUGUUCUCUUGUAAUUAAUAUUUUUUUUUGUCAAAUGUCAAAUGCAAUUCAUUAAUGCUUACCCUCCUUUUCCCCAAAAUUCACAAUAUAGACUUCCCCACUAAUUUAAAUGUUGUCUGUAAUUAUGUGACAUAAAAAAUACUAAUAAAAAAAAAAAAAGAAAAAUUGGACUCAUGAUUCUGCUCUGGCCCGUUUGUCCCGCUCCCACCCUCUAUAAUAUUACCUGUAAAAUCCUUUGCCAAUUUAUUCUUUUAUACUAUCUGAUGGUCAUAUAAAUCAAGGUCAUCUACAUCAAGCUCACCCCAUGUUUUUAUGUUACAUCGCCUCACACAUUUGUCUGAGUGCUGUCUUUGUUUAAAACUUGGAUGAAUCCACUCUUGACACGUGACUCGAAAUCCACAAGGAAAAAAAUCAUCAUUCCACUUUAUUUUGGAAAAGAAUGUGUCCCUUGUGUAGCAAGCAAAGCUGACAAACAACACACAAAAACAUUCAGGAAGGAAAGUUGAGCUGCACCAUAUUGAUAUCAGUUGGAACAUGAAAGGGAAUUUCCAGCUCCAAAGAGUUCUACAGCAUUCAUUAGGAGACGAUAACAAAUCAUUUCCGAGCUCCCACAUAGCAUAAAUAAUCUAUUAGCUCUAAGAGUAGAGAAUGGAUUCGAUAUACACACUCAGUAAAGAGGUCAUUUCCAAUCAAGUCACUAGCAUGCACACCACCAUCCGCCAUGAAACUGCAUGCUGACUGGGCGCUGUCUCUCAGGUAAAGGAUUGUUUUUGACCUAGUAAACUGCCAAACAAUGUCUCUCCUGUUCUGCCUCACAGAGUAAUGAUAAAUGUGCAAUAUAUUUCAUACACUUUGGAUUGGUGAUUUUGGUCUUUUCAAAUAAACGGGGUUCAUUGGGGCACAGUAGAGGUUGUGUUGCUCAGAAGGGGUCUAAAAAAAUAUUCAAAUGUUGCUGCUAUGCUAAAAUUACUUCUAUUUUGGUCGUGGUGAUGCUAAUAUUUUUUAUUAGUAAAUAACAUGUAAUACAUUUAUUAUGCUU
Molecule: messenger RNA, 4857 nt
Organism: Syngnathus acus (greater pipefish)
Lineage: Eukaryota; Metazoa; Chordata; Actinopteri; Syngnathiformes; Syngnathidae
Gene: pcdh10a
Product: protocadherin 10a
Exons: 4
Coding region: 551-3712 (1053 amino acids)
Biological process (GO): homophilic cell-cell adhesion
Cellular component (GO): plasma membrane
Molecular function (GO): calcium ion binding
Source: RefSeq, a predicted model, not a curated record